Molecule: messenger RNA, 3105 nt
Organism: Rattus rattus (black rat)
Lineage: Eukaryota; Metazoa; Chordata; Mammalia; Rodentia; Muridae
Gene: Pex10
Product: peroxisomal biogenesis factor 10
Exons: 6
Biological process (GO): protein import into peroxisome matrix
Cellular component (GO): peroxisomal membrane
Molecular function (GO): zinc ion binding
Source: RefSeq, a predicted model, not a curated record
ACAGGCCCCGCCCACGAGGUGCGCCGGCGCGGUGCGAGCUCACCGACCGAGUCGAGCCAUGGCGCAGGCGGGUCCUCCAGAAGUGAUCCGGGCGGCGCAGAAGGACGAGUACUACCUGGGAGGCCUGCGGAGCGCGGCGGGUGGAGCGCUGCACAGCCUAGCGGGUGCAAAGAAAUGGCUGGAAUGGAGGAAAGAGAUCGAGUUGCUCUCAGACAUAGCCUACUUUGGCCUCACCACAAUUGCAGGCUACCAGACACUUGGAGAGGAGUACGUCGGGAUCAUCCAAGUGGACCCAUCCCGGCAGCGUGUGCCCUCCAGGCUCCGACGUGGAGUGCUGGUUGCCCUGCAUGCUGUCUUGCCCUACCUGUUAGACAAGGCACUGCUGCCCCUGGAGCAGGAGCUGCAAGCUGAUGGCGACGGCACCCGGGCCUCACAGGGCAGUCUGCUACCCGGAGGACGCAGCCGGUCAGGGGCACGGCGCUGGGUGCGUCACCACGCAGCUACCCUGACUGAACAACAGAGGAGGGCCCUCCAGCGGGCAGUCUUUAUCCUGAGACAAGGCUUCGCCUGCCUCCAUCGGCUCCAUGUGGCUUGGUUUUAUAUCCAUGGUACCUUCUACCACCUAGCCAAGAGACUGGCAGGGAUCACUUAUGUAACAGACAGAGGCCAGGUCCUACGGGAUCCUUAUGGCCAAGCUCACCUGUCUUAACAGCUCCGCACUCGCCGCCUGCCUGGAGAGGACCUGAGGGCUCGCACUAGCUACCGACUGCUGGGGCUCAUCUCCCUGCUGCAUCUGGCAUUGUCACUGGGGCUGCAGUUGUACAGCUUCAGGCAGAAGCAGCGAGCCAGGAAGGAGUGGAGGCUGCACCGAAAUCUGUCCCACCGCAGGAGUUCCCUUGAGGACAGAGCAGUGUGCAGAGCCCCACUCUGCACCCUGUGCUUGGAGGAGCGAAGACACUCCACAGCCACACCUUGUGGCCAUCUCUUCUGCUGGGAGUGCAUUACCGAGUGGUGCAACACCAAGACAGAGUGUCCCCUAUGCCGGGAGAAGUUCCCACCCCAGAAGCUGGUCUACCUGAGGCACUACCGCUGACGGCUCUAAGAAGUGAAUGGAAGCCCAUGGACAAGUUUCUCAGAACUGUGGCUGCACAGAAACAUAAAACCUCCACACUGCUCUUUUGUCACAUAAGCUACUACAGUUACCUGGAAAGAAAGGGUGUCAGGCGCAAGUGGGGAAAACUCAAUUUGGGGGUAGGAGAGUUUGUUGCACGUAAUCUAUGGCUUCUUCAGUCUCUGGAGAUAGUGGACUCCCCCUCCCUUCCCAAGCCACACAGCUGAGAACUGCUUCAGGUCCGGGUGUUUGACUCAGGUCUGUAAAGAGGCGGCCACCAUUGGGCUGUGAGAGGCAUAGCUCAGGUUAGGCUGGAAGCGAAGUGUAGAACUCUGGGCUUACCGCCGUCAGUACCCCUCCUAAAACACCACGUGCUUAAUCCAUGUUGCCAACUCCGUAAGGAAAUGAAGGGCUGGGCUGGACAGAUGGCUCAGAGGCUGAGCACUGGAUGUUCUUCCAGAGGCCCUGAGUUCAAUUCCCAGCAACCAUCUAUUCUGGAAUCUGAUGCCCUUUCUGACAGAACACUAUAAUAUAUAACAAAUAAACCUUUACAAAAGGUACAACUUGAAGGUCUUCAUCUCCCGAGCUGCACAUUUUUACAACUGUAUUAGGCUGCACACAGGCCACUGCACGUGUAUGGAGAUCAGAGAACUUGCAGGAGUCAGUUCUUUGUACCAUGUAUUUCAGGGAUCAAAUUCCGGUCGGGCUGGGCAGCAAGCAAGCAACUUUACUUGUUGAACAUCUCGCCAACCAGGCAGAGUUGACUUGGGUGUUUUCUCCUGUAAACCAACAUCCAUGCAUCCUCAGAUAGCUGCUGCUCUCAGGGGAAGUUAAGUGAGCCAUGUCUGCUUGAAGGCCAGAUAAACAAGUGACCAGCCUACUCAAUGUCACUGCCGAAUCCAGCUCCCUCUUGGCUUGUCCCUAGCUUGUUUCUUGCCUCCAUUUGACAUUUCCAAGCCUUUAAAAUCAAUUCAGGUCAGAGACAGCCUAAGUAGAGACUAAUUCCAUAAAAAAGGCACAUUAAGCACAGAUGCUCUACCUGGGUGGUGGCCCACACCUUCGGUCUCAGCACAUAGGAGGCAAAAAAUGCAGAUCUCAGGGAGUUGAGGCCAGAGGCCAGCCUGGUCUACAGAGUGAGUUUCAGCACAGCCAGGGUCACACAGAGAAACCCUGUCUUAAAAAUUAAAAACAACAAACACAAAAAACCCCAGGAGAUCUAGAUCUAGACUUCGUAAGACAGUGUGAAGACAACUUGACAGAACCUUUGGUCUACAAGCAGUGAGUAGGACUGAAGCCCAGCCACCAGUGCUAUCUGAUGCCACCAGGUUCCUUGUGAAGGUCCCCUUACCAAGAGCAGGACCCAUUCCUCUAGGUGGGACAGGGGACCAGAACUGACAAAAGGUAGCUUCAGGGAGCCUAUGGGAAGACAAAGUCUUUGGGAACCUGGAACACAGCUACAGAUAUCCGGCAGUACCCCGAUUGGGACUCACUCUGCUCUGACCAGGUAGAGCCAACUUAAUUUUCCAGCACACCGGGAGUCUAGUCAGCGAUGAGGAAAACAGUGUAGGGAAUGUAAACAAAACAUCCAGCGUGUGAGCUCCAAGUGCUCACAUGGUUAAAAACAAACUCACUUAGAACAUUAGAAAAUGACAGGUUGGGGUUUCAAAAUGUGACAUCUAAAAGGAGCAUCAGAGUGUCCACAAAAGGAAACCCAGGCAGCUGACUUACUCAGUCUAACACCAUAGGACGGAUGAGAAACACUUGAGUGGGGUUCUGAAUAGGUCACAACCUGGGAUUGAAGAGCCUGUUUGUACUUGACAGCCUCUGUCCUUCCUGUACCUGUGGUGUCUGCUGCCCUGGUGCUAACUGGCCCAGUGGUUCCCUUGCAAUAGUUGUGGAAAGCAAGCUGUGCUUCAGUGAAGUGACUCGUGGUGUAGACGAAGACUACACAAGCAAGGGACACUUUCUUUAAUAAAGUUGGGAUUUAAAAGUCA